AAAAGAUUGUGUGACUAAAAUUUCACUUUAAUCUACUAGAGAGGCACACGUGUUAUCUCCCCGGGAACGCAGAGAGAGAAACCAUCACAAAGCGGCUUCAGAGACAUUACUGGACCAGUGGAGAGGAAGAGACUUCAUUGAAGAAAUACUGAUGAACUGGGAGGUUUCAUAAUUGUAAAACUUCCGAUAAGCUGAGAUACGCAAUUUAAAAGUCUGUGACACAAGUCUGCGGGCCGAGUGGAAACUAGCAGGCGAGGCCAGAGGAGGAAAACUCAGCUGUGCAUCGCCAAGGAGUCGCAUAACCAGGAAGCAAACACAGAAACGGCAAACUUUUAUGGCGACUUGCUGGGAGGAGAGGGCAGAGAUUACUUUUAAACUUUUGGGACUAAAAAGCAGAUUGAUCUUCCUGUUUAUCAACCUGACUGCAGCAGCAAUCCUUGGACCUGACUGAAUCUGGAGGGGAAACCUACUUCACUUGAUGAACAGGAAGUGAAAGGUUGUUCAGUCCUGAAACGCCAGUCGUUUGCAUCCUGAGUCCUGUGGGAAGGAAGGUUCAGGCAACAGCUGCACUUUUUCCAGAAAAGGGGGCCGCGCCAAUAAAACAAAGGGACCAUAAAGCUUGUUGUGACGUACGGAUGGAUGAGGCGGCGCUGGGUGAUCUCUGAUGCAGAGCGCUGGUGUGGCGGCGAUGCAGUCGGAAGGCAUCCCAGAUGGAGCUGGGACGUAACAAGCGAUGAGCUGUUUCAAGAAAGACAUCUUGACUCCAGGCACACCGGCAGCUCCGGCACAGACUAUCUGGGAGAUAACCUGGCUUUUCUGUGAGGCAACUGACUGUGCGGACGACUAUUGCAUGGAUGCCAUCGACUUGACUACCAUCGACAGAGUCAUUUCAGCGAGCUUACAAGAGAGCGGAGGAAUCCUGUUAGCUGAAGCCCGGGAGGAGCGCGCACUGCGCCGGGUAGCAGACUGACCCGGAGGACGGCCACCUCGGAGACAAGGUUAUGAGGGAACUGAGCUGAACAUGGAGCUUUUCUGGAUUUUGUUAUUUUCUAGCGUCUGCCCUCUCGCCUGGGGCCAAGGAGUUUACGCUCCAGCCAACGCCCAGAUCGUGCACUCAGGCGCAGCGUGCAACGUCAAGGAUGAUAACAUCAGUGAGAGGAUCUACACCAUCAAAGAAGGAGACACACUAGUGCUUCAGUGUAUUGUUAAAGGGCACCCACGACCACAGGUACGGUGGACGAAGACGGCAGGCAGUGCAUCGGACAAGUUCCAGGAAACAUCCAUCUACAACGAGACGCUGCGCAUCGAGGGCAUCCAGAGGGUGCAGGGGGGUCGCUACUACUGCAAGGCCGACAACGGGGUGGGGGUGGCUGCCAUCAAGUCCAUCCGCGUAGAUGUGCAGUACCUCGACACACCAGUUCUGACGGUGCACCAGACCAUCAGCGACGUGCGCGGCAGCUACUACCAGGAGAAGACGGUGUUCCUGCGCUGCACCGUCAACUCCAACCCUCCCGCGCGAUUCAUCUGGAAACGCGGCAACACGCUCAUUGAGCAGAGCAAGGACAACGGAGUGGACAUCUACGAGCCGCUUUACACUCAGGGCGAGACCAAGGUGCUGAAGCUGAAAAACCUUCGACCCAAGGACUUUGCAGAUUACACCUGCCAGGUCUCCGUCCGCAACGUGUGCAACAUCGAAGACAAGUCGGUCACCUUCAGGCUCACGAAUGCCACAACUCCCCCGAUGAUCCGGCUGUCAGUCAACGACACGGUGGUGGUGGACCCCGGGCAGGAUGUGCUCCUAACCUGUGAGGUGACGUCAGGUUUCCCCCCGCCGACGGUGACGUGGUCACGGUAUCCCGGCCCCCUUCCCCUCAGCGCCCAAGUUCGAGGGCCGACGCUGAUCCUGCGGGCCGUCACCCCGGCCGACGCGGGCUUCUACAACUGCUCGGCUGUCAACAACGUGGGCAACCCCGCUCGCAAGAACGCCAAUCUGGUUGUCAGGACAAUGAGCAACCUGACCUUCCAGAUCACACCGGACUCCAACAAGGACAGCGAGACCAUCCAAAUGGGUCGAGACCUCAAGCUGUCGUGCCACGUUGACGCCACCCCGCAGGACAAGGUCAACUACACAUGGUACAAGAACGGCGCACCCGUCUUCAACUCAGAUAGCCUGAUCCUGCUACGCAGUGACCCAGACAUGGCACCCGGCACCAGCAGCUUGGAGAUUGUGGACAUGAAGUUCAGAGACUUGGCGACCUACAGCUGCGUGGCGAACUUCCCAGGGAGCAGAGUGCCGGAGCUCCGUGUGGAUGUCAACAUCUCUCAGAGCAGCGUCUCUCCUCCGAUGCUGUCGGUUCCACCCGGAGGUCAGGUGGUCAGCGUGCGAGAGGGCGGCAACGCCGAGCUGGUGUGCUUGGUGGUGGACGGCAAGCCGCGUCCGCCUGUGCUGUGGUCGCGGACGGAAAAGGACCUGCUGAUGCCGUCGGGGGCGACCAUGGUGGAGACGCCCGACGGCCGCCUCAGGCUGAAGAACGUCAGCAGGGACAUGAUGGGGCUGUACCGGUGCCAGACGGCUCCGUACAACGGGCUGAACAUCAAGCGCAGGGAGGCGCAGGUCCAACUCAAUGUGCAGUAUCCUCCUAUACUGGACCCGGUCUUCCAGGACAUGCGCUCGAGGAACUAUCAGAUGGUGACCCUGACGUGUACGGUCCUGCGGUCGAACCCGCCUCGCCUGACAGACAUCCGCUGGUUCCGUAAUGGCGACCUCAUCCGCAUGCCGAUGCCGGACCUGAAGGAGACACCGGAGCUGAAGUUCAAGCUGGAGCCCAACAACAACGGCUCCUACGAGUGCCGAGUCAGCAAUAACGCGGGGACGUCGACCUGCACGUUUAACGUCUCGGCCCAACCCUACAAUGCAGAGUUCUACUUCGACACGCCCAACCCAGUCCGAAUCCUAAAAGGGAACAACUAUUCGUACAACCUGCAGUGGACACAGAGAGACCCCGAGGCCACGGACCGGAUCAUAGGCUACUGGAUUAAUGUACGCAAGAACAAGCAGAGCCUGCUUUCAAAGCAGAUAGACCUCAAGGGUAAGGAGCCAGAGAAGGGUGUGCUGAUGUCCUACACCAUCUCAGACCUGAGAAUCCCUUUGUCCUACGAGGUCCGACUGGCCCCCAUCACAACCUACAGCACUGGGGACUACAUCAGUCGCAUCAUACAGUACUCAGAGCCCUACACCUAUCCACGUUCUUCGGACCAUGUGUGUGGUUUCGAGGAUGAGCGCAUUUGUGGUUUCUCUCAAGACCGGAGCGAUAUCUUUGACUGGACAAGGCAGAAUCACCUGACGCAGAAUCCCAAGCGAUCUGCCAAUACCGGCCCGGAGACUGACCGCAGUGGAACCAAGGAGGGUUACUACAUGUACAUCGAAGCGUCGCGGCCUCGUGUGCCCGGAGACAGGGCUCGUCUACUUUCUCCACUUUACAAUGUGACUUCAGUCAGAGGCCCCAAGGGCUCCGGCAGAGUCCCAUACUGUGUCUCCUUCUACUACCACAUGAAGGGCAAACACAUCGGCACUCUCAAUGUGCUUCUGAGAGUGAGAAGCAUCGCCUCUGUGGACUCGGUGGUGUGGACAAAGUCUGGUCAGCAGGGCCCAGACUGGAAGAAAGCAUUCUUUGACAUCAGCCCCAGCGGACCCUUCCAGAUCGUGUUCGAAGGAAUCCGGGGCCCGAGUUUCGAAGGGGACAUCGCCAUCGACGACGUCUUCAUCACCAUCGGGAAGUGCAAGCAGGAGAACACUGUAGCCAGCGCAGGUAAGACAGUUCUGAUCGGUGGAUCACGCUCGCUCCCAUUGGCCAGCUGGCUGACCUUUGGCCUCUCCUGCAUCCUGUCGCUGCUCCACAGAUGAUGAGCACUUCCCACAGCACCGCCUGUCUGCAGCGACAGACACUGCCCUGACUCGCGCUCUUUUACUUCUCUCUCUCUCCCCCGUCCUCUCCUCUCACUUACCCGUCUCCCCAACUGUCCGUCUUUCUCCACUCGUCUUUCUAUCCUCCAUGCAUCCAUUUCACCCCUCUCGCUUAGAUAAAUGGUAACAUCAAGUCUUCGUCUAGAACCUCCCGCUCUGCUUUCUUUGAACCUCCCCCCCACCCUUCCCCUUCCAGACGCUCAGUAUAACCAACUGAUGCUCAUACUGUAUUUAAGGUGAAGACACGUCAUGAUAUUUGACAGUCGGGCUUCUCUCCUUUGUCGAUCUAUUAAUCCAAUUAAAUUCACUUUAAUCAUGUCAACGUGUCACUCCGUCACCUCUCCCCCCCUCCAUCGACCUUCCUCAUACAUAUGUGCACCCUCUCAUGUAUCUCCUCUCCCCCUCCAACCACAAUCCUCGACGUCCCCCCAGCCCCACCCCCCCACCCAGUUCCCAAGACACGCCAAAGUGUCGGACACUCUACCAAAGAUGACAAAGGACCUGAGGGAAUAAAAUGAGGAAACAGGGAUUCCAAGGAAGUGAAAGAAAAAAGCGGGGAAAAAUCCUCUCUUUUUCACAGAGACCGCCGCCCCUUUCCGACCCAACCUUUGGGAUCACGGGAGCUACGGAAUGACAAAAGAGACAGAUGGAAGAAAAAAAAAAAAACACUGAUGAAUGAAUGAAUGAAUGAAUUAAGAAAUGAAUGGAGAGGACUGAGGGUAAAAGGACAAACCAGAAACAGAGGAGAAAAGAAGGGUGCUCCUGGCCUCUGCUCGCCACAAGAGACGAACCUCAGUGCGGAGUAUACGUGUACAUUUAUCUCUCUAUAUAUUAAAUAUAACAAAGUUUAAACUUAAACACAACUAGGACAGUGGAGGACUUUACAAAGUGAAAUUAAAGAAGCACAACGUUUAUACAACCUCUGCUGUUCCUUUGGGUUUUAUUCUACUUAUUAUGUGAUGUUGCAAUUUGUCAGACCUAUUCAAUGUUUUUGAUAAUUUGCUCUUUUUUUGUUUUGUUUUGUUUUUUUUGUUGUAUGGCGUCACAAAGGGUCGAGGGGCAAUGGAUAAUAAAGUAUUAUAUUAAUAUUUAUGAGAGGAAGAGAAGAUGGUUUGUGAUCUGGAGCCUGAAUCAAGCAACACAGUACAAACAGACACACACACACACACACACUGGGUUUUUCCUCGCUGACGUCAUAUACGCAGCUCACCCUCCGCCUCGAUGACGCGUCUCGUCCGUGGGUGACACAUGGAUGGUGAACGCGGCGUUCACAUUUCCGCUCCUUCACCGUUAACCUCUCACCACUGGACACCUUCGCUCGGAUGUCUGGACUAAUCAUCGGCAACAGAAAUAACCAGGACAUGCAUCUGUAACGAGCAGAGAAGCCCGGUGUGGUCUCAGUUGGAUGUGAGAUCAGACAGCGUUUCUUCCUCCACAGGUUGUCGAAUGUCAUGUGUGAAAUUGAGUGUGUGAAAGACGGGAGAGGAGUGUAAGGCGGGUGUGCAUCGCGGAUUUGCAUAUCAGUUUUUUGUCCAACAAGCAUCGAAUGUCUGUAGCGUAAAUGAUUUUUUUUCAUAAUCGCAUAGAUAUGAUUGUUAAAGUUAAGCAAUACUCAUAUCUACAGAUCUAUAUACGACAGUUUGUGGUAACAUUACGUCCACAGAGUGACAAUUCUGUCCGUAACGCAGCGUAAAAUGAACAUCUCUCUUCAUCUGUCAGUGCUGAUCAUUGAUUACUAAUGUAUUCACCGUACACGUAAACCUCUUGCUGUUUUAAUUGGGGGACAGUCAGUAUGUUUGCAUUUUGCUGCAUCAUGCUUCGGCUUCUCAUGACAAAAAAGUUCCAUGUUCACGAGUCACCGCGCUCUGAUGAGGGAUCUGCUUGUGUGUGCUUCAUCGCCACGUCCAUUUACAUGUGAACCAGUCUUUUCAGAACAAUAUGUACUUCUGUCUCUGUCAUGUCACCUUGAUUUGAUCACUGCACUUGUUUCUUGUCUUUGUUUGCUUUUUCUUUAUUGUGUUCGGUACGAAUUGUAUCACUGCUUUACACAUGGAAAUGAAACCACUGUUUUGGCUCGACCAGCCCGUUGUGAGCCGCACUUUCCAUGUUGGACGGAUCUGUGAAACUCCACAGAUGGCAGUGUGUUGUCAGAAAAUGGAAGGUGCUUUGAAAAAACCUACUGUAAGCAAACUCAUGUAUCUUUGCUUUUUUAUCUAUGUCUUGAUAAAUGUACCUCGGUGCGAUGAGGGCGCCCGAUGGCGGUUUUUGCCUGAGCAACACAAACUAUUUUAAGAGGUACAUGUGAGUGAUACGCUUUACUGUAAAUGUAGCCUGUUCAUUCUGCAUUCACACGUAUACUCUAAGACUGAGCUUCUUUCCAGCUUGUUGAAAUCCUCCUCCAACCGUCCGUUGUCAUUCUCCCAAAAGACAUCGUAACAUGUUUGGUUUUUAGGCGUUUCACUGUGACACGUCCAGUUUUCCGCCAUCCUGUCUGGUUACGGAACUGGCCACAUGUGGUUAAGUUGUACAGUACCAUCAGCAUUAUCUAGCACUAAAGCAGCACACGGUGGGUCAGUACAUUACCCGUAUAGUAUUAAAUACAUUUUAGAAAUACAUUUAAGAGGUAUCAUUACGCGUUGAUGUGCAUGGCAUUUCAUCAUGCUGUUAAUCAUUCCUCGUAUGAGCUUAUCCCAGCGACAGUAGUUACGGGAAACACUAACGUUGUUAUCAUUGCAUUUUCUGUCGGGGUGUUUUUGGCUUUUUGUGACAUUUUGAGACUGAAGUCUAAAGUGGAAGAUCAUAUCAUAUAAUAAUUCACAUAAAAAGUCCACAUAAUCGCUUAGCUUUUAGAUUGUCAUUGUGUUGACUGUAUAAAUUUUAUGGCAAUGUUGGGAAGUAACCAGUCAUAAACUCCUGGAUGAAAGUAGCUGUUGUUUUUUUCUUAGUAUGAAUCAACAAAAUCUUCAAAAUUGGUCUCGUCAGCAGUGCUUGAUUCCAUUUUCCGACCAGAUGGAAAACAUUGUUUUCAACAGAAUGUAAAUCACGUUACUGUCAUUGGUUUUAAAUUUAAACCAUUUUGACAGUGGUUCACUAACUGCUCUUUCACAAUAUUCAGAGUGUAACACAUCAUUUUAUUCAUGUCCUGUCUGGAACAGAUAGAAACUGACGUUUGCAUAUUCAUUCCAUGAAAAAAAAAAUCACAAAUACUGAGAGCGUCACUUAUAAUUCAAGUGAUGUGCAAUAUUUCUGAAGACAAAAAUAGAAUCAUGUGCUUCAUUUGUUUCAAAAUAACAUCUGUCAAUAAAAUUUUAAUAAAAAAUAAAUAAAUAAUGAAAUGACAAAGCUUCAGUCAGUAAUAAAAACAUCUGUCCUGUGUGAUAUUCUGUUGUAGCAGCGCUGUAGCCGAGCACAGUGGGAACAUGUAGCACAUCUGUCAGUUGCCACACAAUAGUUCAGGAGGCUGAGUUGUUUGGCUUGAAGCAACAGAAGUUGUGUGAGGUUGUGUGAGAUCAAUCAAAACUUAUUUGACAUUGAAAACGCUGUCGUUAGAACUCAACUUCAAUAAAGUCAUCGCCUGUACAGUGCUUUGGUUUUCACACCGGCGAACAUGAAGGCCUUUUAAGUCUCGCAGCUCUGAGAAACUGAUGCUUUGAUAGAACACGAUGGGAUUCUCCAAAAGUAAGGUUUACUUAGACGAGCUCAGAUCCAGUUUUAAAGGAUUUGGAUGAAGACAAACCAAAGACAAGAAGACUUGUUAAAUGUUUACCACGCAAAUGGGUUGAGCAGGCAGGUGACGUGGGUGUAACGGUACACAGAGGUCACAACUCUGUACAAAGUCAUUACUGGGUCGGGGUUCAGUAGGAGAUGGGUACGAUGGGAUGCACGAGCCGAAGUGUCCUGUCAUUUACUUUUAACAUAUACAUAUACAUUGUCGGACAUUGUUUUUUUUUUUUUUUAGUCUACUUCCUCUUCUGCUGAUGUUGCUUGAUGGUGGCUGGAAAACAGCUUUUAGGCGCAUCACUGGAUUGGAGUGUUGAUCAAUACGGUUAUACUCUCACCUGUUCAACAUUCGCUCUUGUGUGACAGUCAGGCGUAUUCUUCGUCUACAAGUCUUUUCUAAUAUAUUUCAUUUAAAAAGUAUAUUGAUUUCAGUCGGACUCUCCUCACAUAGGUUAAGUCAGUGACUCGGUGUGGCUUUUCCAUAAAAAUCCCAGAAAGCAGAGACUUUCGUCAUCCCAUUUGUCAGCUAAAUGUUAGCAAAUGCCACUCGGUUUAUCUCACUUCCUGUUCACAACAUGCUCAUUCAUCUGCCUCCUGAGUCCCUGUUAGAGCUGCACAUGUACACAAACAACUUACAGAAAGAUAUGUCUGCCAUUAUAAAGGUGAAAAAAAAAAUAAAAACCACAAUGACAAACUGACUGUUAAUCUUCAAAACUUCUGUAUCCUGUCUGUACUGGCUUUGAAUUGAUUGGAAUUAAGCUGCAAGAGACUGUCCGGAGGAAAACUCUGCCUCUGUUUCUUGUCCUGAACUGUGCAAGCUGCUGACACACGGAGCAACAGCAGGCAGAUAGAUAGAUCGGCCUUUUUUUCCUCCUGGGAAAUAAAUAGAGGUAUAUGUUCAAAAGUUCUUUCCUUUUUUCUUUUUUUUUUUUUAGGACAUGAGAUAAUGUGAACUGAUCAGUGUCCAAGAGCUGUCAACACACCAGGUUAAUGUUUCCCUGUAAAGUUGCUCAAAAUGUGAUUAAAAAGGUUGAUUUACAGAGCGGAAUGACAUUUUUUUUCCACAAAACACUGUGACCCUUGCCCUGGUUUCUCAAAAAAUUAAACCAUGUUGUUUUGAAUAUGAGGUCUGAUAAAAAUAAAUAAAUAAAUAAAAGAAAUAAAAAUAGCCUUAUGAUCACCAAACCACACACCUCGCCAGUCUACUGACGUCCCAGUGGAUGUCUUGACAUUGGACCAACACACACACACACACGUGGAGUCUCUGUUCAGUGUUCCCAGGCAUAAUGUUUCAUCCAGCAGCGUCAGAAGGGAAACACACCACAAAAACCUUAGAAAACGCUUUUUAUUUUAGGACACACCUGCCUGUUGUGACUCACUGCAAUGAGCAUUGUCUUCACACCGAGUAAAAGGUUUUGGGAAACAGUGCAUCGGUCACAGUGAUAGUACACACACACACACGCCGACUGUCGGGUUUUUAACGGCACACAGUGGCCUAUGUGUCGAUCCGUUUUGGGAUAGAAGAUGUGAAAUGCACCUUUUAGUGGGGAGAAAAGGAGAGAAGGAAGGGUAUC
Molecule: messenger RNA, 9258 nt
Organism: Acanthopagrus latus (yellowfin seabream)
Lineage: Eukaryota; Metazoa; Chordata; Actinopteri; Spariformes; Sparidae
Product: MAM domain-containing glycosylphosphatidylinositol anchor protein 1
Exons: 26
Coding region: 1022-3904 (960 amino acids)
Biological process (GO): homophilic cell-cell adhesion
Cellular component (GO): plasma membrane
Molecular function (GO): protein binding
Source: RefSeq, a predicted model, not a curated record